Molecule: messenger RNA, 1403 nt
Organism: Anolis sagrei ordinatus
Lineage: Eukaryota; Metazoa; Chordata; Lepidosauria; Squamata; Anolidae
Gene: RLN3
Product: relaxin 3
Cellular component (GO): extracellular region
Molecular function (GO): G protein-coupled receptor binding; hormone activity
Source: RefSeq, a predicted model, not a curated record
GCCAGUGUCCAAGAAAGGUCUUCACCUGUUCUCUGCUGAUAAUUGGGUAGAUAACGUGGAUGGACAUCCUUGGCUACCUUGCGCAUAGAUCUGGCUGCUAUAAAGAAGACUCACGGAGAGAAGCAGCAGGCUAUCGGGAGCUGUGUGCCUGCAGACCUUUACUUUCCAAUCUUGUCUGUGCCCAGCCAUGCACAAGUUUCUCUUUGCUUUGGUCCUAGGGGUGCUGCUCUUGGAGAUGAGGCUGGGGAGUGAGGCCAGGACACCCCCCUAUGGCGUGAAAUUGUGCGGCAGAGAGUUCAUCCGAGCGGUAAUCUUCACCUGCGGGGGAUCUCGCUGGAGACGGGCAGGUAACCUUGCUGCCCUCCAUGGAGGGGAUUCUGCAGAAACCUUCAUUGCAACGUCAUCCUCCAAUGAAUGGGACCCAGUCCAUGUCCCCCCAAAGGAGCUAUCAGACUAUUAUGGGAGCUGGCGAGGCCAACAGAGCCAGAAUUCCCCAGAAGAAAUCUGGGCUUUGGAUCGUGGAUCCCGAGAUGUUAUGGCUGGACUGAGUAAUGCCUGCUGCAAGUGGGGCUGCAGCAAGAGUGAAAUCAGCUCCCUGUGCUAAAACAGCAGUUUGCGUUUGUAUAUACAUAUGUAUGUGUGUAUGUCUUAUGUGCAAGUGUACUUUGUAAAAAGGGAAGUACAUGUAAAUAUCUGUGACUGAGCAGGGCUGUGAUUAGGCAGCAGUGGCAAAAUGAGGGCAUCCCUCUACCCCAAAAUAAAUACUUUACCCUGCUAAUUAAUACGUUUUCUCAUUCCUCAUAUUUAAAUUUAAAUUGUCAGCUGAACAUUUAGGCAUAGAAAAGUGACAUGCAAAGUGACCCAAGGGGAUACAAAUAUAACAAAAAGAAACAAAGAGGCGUGAACAAUUUUGACACUUUAUUUUUGCCAUGCAAGAAGUUUGCUGUCUGAAGAAACACAUAAUUUGAAAAGGGACAGAAUUAUUUUGUUGGGGGAAAUACUCUCAAUCCCACUUUAGUAAUGGUUGGGAUUGAGAGUAUCUCCACUUAUAGCAAUCCCUCAUCAGCAAGCCUAGAUGAUUGGACAGUAAUAUAUAAACUCAACUGAUGAAGAAUGUCUCUGGGCCCUUCCACACAGAAUAUCAAGGCAGAAAACGCCACAAUAUCUGUUUUGAACUGGGUUAUCUGAGUCCACACUGCCAUAUAUUCCAGUUCAAAAGCAGAAACUGUGGGAUUUUAUUCAGCUGUGUGGAAGGGACCUCAAUCCAUCCACUUCUUUCAGCAAGCUAGAACUCCCACAGUCAGAUAUAUUUUCUCCCUGUAAACUAUGCUGGUGAACUUCCUUGCACCUCCUUGUAUGAGUGGUUCUUUCAUAAUUAGUGAGCAUUUUAAUUACAGACCCAA